AUGGAUGAGGAAAUCGUUCCGCGUACAUUACAGGAAAAGUUGUUAUUUUACACGACUGCCUUUUUUAUCUUGCUAGGCACGUUUAGUCUUUUUGCUUUUUUGUUCCUGGUACCUUUUGUGAUCGAACCUGCUUUUACCACAAUAUUUAUGCAAUUUGAUGAGUCACCCGCAUUUUGUGUUACUGUCGAUAAUGAGCAUCUAUAUGGCGCGAAGAAUUGUAGCUGGGCUUCGUGUCGAGAGGGCUGCACCAAGGACAUUUACGAAUGUCAGCAAAUUCGCGUCAACUACAAAACGAGUGCACAGCUAGCAGCUGAGGAUCAAGAAGGAAACGACAGCGACGAACUUUCGACGAUGUCCACUGCUGCCUCCAAGGCAGCUACAGCAACAGCUACAAAAACCACUGGUGAUAGUAGUGUUAGUAAUGAUAUUAACAAAAGUAGUCUAAAAAAUAAUUUCAAUAAUCCAAGAGCAAGUAGUGAAACUAAUAAACCUACGUAUGGCGUGAAUGGAGCGUCUGCCUCCAGUUUGACAGGUGUCAGUAGGUUUGAUACUGCAUUGAAUCGGUUUGAGCGAGCAAUACGCACAGACUACGAUUACAGCGAUAUGCUAGUGGACGAUAGAACUAAUGGUUUCGGUGACCACAAAAAUGGCAUUAUCAGCUCUAUCAUUGGGGAAGAUAAUACCCUCAUGGAAUAUCCAGACGAUAUGACUGAAAUGACAGGAAACGAAUCGGAAUGGUUCUUCACUGGUGCACGGUUGUUUCCUAACGUGAAGGGUUGUGGUUAUCCACCAAUGUUGAAUUGUACAAUUUGGACCAAGAAGUACUGGAAGAUUGGAACGAAUUUUACCUGUUUCUACUCGCGUGUAGACCCUGGGCUGGUAAUUAGUGAUCUGGAUAUGUGGCAAAACACUCUAAACUUGGUGUUUGCAAUGGCCAUUCCUAUUCCAUCCUUCAUAAUAUCCGUAAUUUAUCUUGCAUUUGCUUAUUUUGUAAUUUACAAUGAAGAUGAAGAAGCGGCGUUAUUAGACAAAAAUGGCGAAGAAGAAGGCGGCGAGGAUGAACUAAAUGAAACCGACGAAGGAAAUGACAACAAAAUUAAUGAAAGCGAACUGGAAAUCACGGCCAAUCAUAUUAGUGAAAACAUGGCCGACGAAGGUAACACGGUGAAUUCGACCACAACUACACCGAUUCAGCCGCUGCCAAACGGAACAGCAAACUCGAUCACCAAUAUCAACAAUACAAACACUAAUACAACUGCUACGACCAACACCAACGGUUCAUCGAAGCCCAUCACGCCGAAUUCGACGUCCGAUAUAAAUUCCUUUGGUCAUCAGCUCAAGGUGAAAAUGGCUGACGAGAUGUCACGGGAAAGCAUUGACGGAGGCUUGCUUUCGAAUUCUGCAUCGAUUCAAGGAAACUUGAGCAAGACGAUGACGACCAGUAUCUCAACUCCUCCUGGUCCGAUAGCCGCAGUCUAA
Molecule: messenger RNA, 1479 nt
Organism: Sabethes cyaneus
Lineage: Eukaryota; Metazoa; Arthropoda; Insecta; Diptera; Culicidae
Gene: tipE
Product: protein tipE
Exons: 2
Coding region: 1-1479 (492 amino acids)
Biological process (GO): regulation of sodium ion transport
Molecular function (GO): sodium channel regulator activity
Source: RefSeq, a predicted model, not a curated record